Messenger RNA from Porites evermanni, 1167 nucleotides. Lineage: Eukaryota; Metazoa; Cnidaria; Anthozoa; Scleractinia; Poritidae. The record is from the annotation of a GenBank genome assembly.
AUGGUUUCCAACGUGAACAUCUCCAAUAUUAAUGGUUCAUCAGCGACAGUUAUCUCAGAAGCGCCGCUACAAGUUCCUGAAUAUUACACAGAACCAGCUGGGGCAGUUAUAGGGCGAUUAACUUUUGAAGCUACUCUCGCUAUGGUAGGAGUUUUAGGCAACAUGUUGGUCUGUUUGGUUAUCGCAAGAAUGAAAACAAAAUCCUCCAUAAAUCGAUAUUUAUUUAACCUCGCCAUCGCCGAUAUCGGAGUCCUGAUUGUGGUAUUUCCCAUAGCAGUGCUACAAGAGCAGAUAAGGAGUCAUUUCCCGCUCGGUAGAGGGGUCUGCUUGUACGUAUACCCUGUUAUCGAUACGUUUUACGGUGCCUCUAUUUGGCUGGUUGCCUCCGUAGCGGUAGAGCGUUACAUUAACAUCGUGAAACGCGUCAAAGCCUACAGAAACCGCUCUUUAAAAACCACCACCUUCGCCAUUGUCGCUAUCUGGUUAAUUUCGUUUUCAGUUAUAUCGCUACCUCUCUUCUUUGUCAUCGAAUUCAAGGAAGAAACUUCUGCGUGUUUUAUUGACUGGUUUAAAACACCAAGCCUUUUUCUUUGGAGGCAGUUUUACACUAUUUCUCUUACCAUGUUUACAUAUGUUGUACCCCUAUCGAUCAUUUCCUGGACGUAUGUUCAAAUUGGAGGACGAAUAGCGCAGAGUACAGGAUUCAACAAAGAAAUUGAAAGAAAACGCAGUUCUACCAUUUACGGAAACGUAACAAGACGGAAGUUAAAGAAUGGGAGCAAUCGUCUUAAAGAAAACACGAAAGCAAAGAGAAUACUAACUCCUUUAGUAGUAACUUUUGCAGUAUCUAUGUUGCCAAUUAAUGUAUUUCGCUUAGUAGCUCUGUAUUGGCCCAGGGUUUUCUUUUUCAAAUAUUUUUGGAUUUUACACAAUGUACUGGUCAUUUUCACGACUGCAAAUUCGGCGGUGAACCCACUGAUAUAUUCUGUUGUUAGCAGGGAGUUUCGUCGCGGAUUCAUGGUUUUGCUUUUCCAAGGAAAGCAGAAGUUUCGAGGCUUGAAGAGCUUAUACAGCACGGCGUUCCAAGAGAGUGACAAUGGAUAUGAUGUAACUUUUUGUCCGAAAGACUGGCCAAAACCUGAGUUUUUAAGAGAAACAGACGUUUAG